Molecule: messenger RNA, 5146 nt
Organism: Jaculus jaculus (lesser Egyptian jerboa)
Lineage: Eukaryota; Metazoa; Chordata; Mammalia; Rodentia; Dipodidae
Gene: Mturn
Product: maturin, neural progenitor differentiation regulator homolog
Exons: 3
Coding region: 36-428 (130 amino acids)
Biological process (GO): regulation of signaling; positive regulation of megakaryocyte differentiation
Cellular component (GO): cytoplasm
Source: RefSeq, a predicted model, not a curated record
CGGCCGGGGCGCGGGCGCGGGCGCGGCGGGCCGCGAUGGAUUUCCAGCAGCUGGCCGACGUCGCGGAGAAAUGGUGCUCCAGCACGCCCUUCGAGCUCAUCGCCGCCGAGGAGACCGAGCGCAGGAUGGACUUCUACGCCGACCCGGGCGUCUCCUUCUACGUGCUGUGUCCCGACAACGGCUGCGGCGACAGUUUCCACGUGUGGAGCGAGAGUGAGGACUGCCUGCCUUUCUUGCAGCUGGCACAGGACUACAUUUCUUCCUGCGGCAAGAAGACACUCCAUGAAGUCUUGGAGAAGGUCUUCAAGUCCUUCAGACCUUUACUGGGCCUUCCGGAUGCAGAUGAUGAUGCGUUUGAGGAGUACAGUGCAGAUGCAGAGGAGGAGCCAGAGUCGGACCACCCCCAAAUGGGCGUCAGUCAGCAGUAAGCCCCUGAAGGCAUUUUUCCAGAAGAAGAGUGAGCCCUAUGCUACCCCAGGUGGGGUGGUAUGAUCCUGCAGUAACAUUUUGCAUUGGCUCUGCGAAGCAGGACAUCUGGCUCCUAGCAUCCAAAUGAGAAUGAAAUACCUUUUCAACGACCACACAUAUCUGUGAUGAGCUGUGCUCAGAGAUGACCUGAAUCUCAGCCCCGCUUCAGCGAGGUUUCCAGAGAUAGCUUGGUAGCCUUUGCCACUUUGAAGUUAGAGUCCAUUCUCUGGCUGCCUGCUCUCUCUUGAGUUUAUGUUGGAGAGUUAACCUCCGCUGACUGGAAUGUAGAGAGCUCUGAAUGUAUUAAGGAUGUGUUUUGAGUCCUCGCAGAUGACCUUGCUGAGGAAAAGCAUGGCAGAGAAGAAGUGGAAUCUGCACUUUUUAUGUUCCUUUUAAGUGUCCGCAAGUGAAAGGUUUUGCUUAUAAAGCAUGAGUUUUAAUAACUAGUCGUUAAACUGGCCAAGUGCAAAUGCAAGAGUGGAGGAGGGUGCGCACCGGGCUUUAGGUUCCGGGCGUGUGUGUGGUGAGAAGUCUUGCAGAGUUUCGCCACUGCUGAGUUCAUUCCCUGGGCAUGUGGAAGCCAGCUCCUGGCUAGGUGUACAUGUUUUGUGCUUGUUCAGUUGUUUCAAAACAUGCUAGUUCCAAAGCCACUUUAAAACUCGAAUAGUGGAAAAUAUAAAUGGGGUGAAAGACAUUGACUAUUGAUUUCUUUUAAGCUGUUUAUAAACCUACGUAGGAAAUGAGCCCUUUACCUUCUGUCUUUAUAAUGAGAUGACAACCUGUUAAAUCAUGAAAACACCCAGAAUCCAAGUAAGUGCCCCUUAAACUUUGAAGCCAUAGAUAAAUUUAAUAGGAAAAUAAACCAAGAUAAAAAAAUUUUUAAUAUGAUGAAAUCCUUUACUUUCUUAAUCACUUAUUCUAUUUAAAAAAAAAAAAAAACAAGAAAAGGCUCCCAUUGUGUAACUUAUUUCAAAUUAUAAUCAAGUACACUACAGGACCUAAUGGCAGUGAACUUUUAAAGUGACAUGAAAGUAGAAUUUUUAAUCAUGGGGUAGCUUGGCUAAAAGAGGAUGUUUUAAUGAUCAAGGUACUCAGACAUCUCACAGAGGCAACUCCUGCCAUCCCUCAGACAGUAAAUACCCGGCAUCCUCUCUAGUGCUGGUGUGGCGUCAUUUGAAGCACUCCCUUUCCUGGACCUUUCACAUCUCCAGGUUUAUGUCGUAACUUGAGUCCUCCAUGUAUCUGGGUUGAGAAUUGUUUUAAACAUGCACACCCACACCCAUUCACUCAUAUACAUUCUAAAUUUAAAAAAAAAAAAGAAGAAGAAGAAAAGAGCAGUGGCAGGCCUGUGUAUCUUCCAGGCAUGUCAGGGCAAGCCUGCUAGUGUCAGCAUUUUCUGUUUUAUCCAGGGCUGCGGAGAACCCAGCUGCCCGAGGCUCAGCAGUGCACCGCAGGGCCCCAGCACUGGAUAAGUCACACCGUGGUCUUCAUCCACGCUUCAGUGCCCAUGUUUUCGAAUUUCUGAAAACAUACUGAGGCUGAAUUUCAAGUCAAAGAAUUUGCUUCAGUUUGCCUCUUAACAAACCAGACUUAGUGGUCUUCCAGGUGCGAGGGUCCCACCUUUCGUGGCCCUGCUGUGUUCCCACUGUGCCUGCUCAGGAGCUGAGGAGCUGUACUUCUUGUAGAUAUGGCCCAGGCUUGGUGAACCUCCUUUUAAAUAAACACAAUAGGUUACCCAAAAGACCUGUGUGUCAAAGUGAAGCCUGAGCAGUUUGUUCCUUUCUAAGAUAAACUGGAAUUGUAUACAUAGAAGUUUCAAAUCUAAAUUUAAAGUGUUUAAUACAAAAUGUAGUUCAAAAAAAAAAAAAAGGUUUAGACUUUGACCAGAUAUACUUGGUAUUAUCCUAUUAAUGUAAAAAUUGAGUUGAAGCCUUUGCCAUUCCAGUGGGCUGGCGAGAAUUCUGGCUUUUGUUAUACCAUCAAUAGGGAGAGGAUAUCCCUGGAUGUGGCUGUUUUCCCUGGCAAACCUCAGCUGCUUUAGCCAGUUGGAGCACUUCCUCUCAACCCUCCUGUUCUCUGAUGCUGUGCACAUCCCUCCCAGUGUGUGUUCCGCACAUGCCCGUGCCCCGUCCUGUCUCCCCACACCUGUAGAUGCUCUUAUCCUGGCUGGAGCUGAACUUGGACAGCCUGUGGUUAGUUAUGGAAACAGUUCCAUGGUGAGACAAGUAUGUGACCUCUCCUAAGAACUGCCAGGAGGCAGUGGUAGUAUGGGAGAAGUAUUGCCUGGAGAGUCUCAAGUUGUCCUGACUCUGUUUUUGGCCAAUGACAUUGGCAAGACUCUGAAAUGGUGGUAUUUGUACUCCAAGCUUUCACAUCUGUCCUUCUGUGCCUGCCUGCAGAAUGUAAACAGGCCAAGGACUUGGGACAUGAGAAGGAAGUUUGAAAUUUUGCCAAAGAUUCUGGCCAUGUGGCUACCAGAUCCCAGGCAGUGGAUGAAACUGUUGCUUUGAGGGGAAAAGGGAGGCUUCAGAAGAUAAGCUUGUCUCACCUGUACCUCUGUCCUUGGGGGCAAGAGCUGCCCUUUGUGCUCAGACCCCAGGGGCUUUGAAGGUGAUGGGCAGAUGGCUUCAGUGAGGGCAAGGUUUGCAUAAAGAACAGCUGGAAGGAGAAAGGCAUAGUGAAAAUAAGAAAAAGCAGUUGUGGUUGGGGGGGUGGGGAGCAAAGGUUGGCUGUUACUGAUCACUGUGGCCAGCUGUGAAUCAUGCCUGUGACAACAUUACACAACCUUGGUCUUGGGUAUGAGUGGCCCAUGGGUGCUUUCACUUUGCUCGGUGAUCACAUGGAGCAGACUUCAGGGAACUGGAGGAAAAUGCAGAGCCAGGGAGGGAAGUGAAGCCCCACACAGUGCCUGGCACCACCAGGGGUUUGGUCACACUGACUGCCGGUCCCACAGCAGCACAUAGUACAUUUUGUUUUUCCAUGACUAGAGCACAAAACCUCUGCUACGUAGGGAGACUGUCCUUGUGCCGGAGGUAGGUUUGCAGUGUGCCUGAGUGAGAGCGAGUCUCUGGGAGUGACCACCACUGUUCAGUACAGACAGAAACUGUUCUGUAGCACAAUGCAUGCCUCUAAAUAUUGUUUCAGUUUCACGAGAGCACAGAGUGGGCCAGGAAGCUGGGAUCCACAGUGGCAUUGCCAUGAUAGUUAGGAACUAUUUUGCAUGUUAAAACUCACUGGUUGAGAAACAGUUUAAAUAAAGCUGGCUUCCCACAGUGAGAGAAAUGUGGGAAUGGACAGGAGCUAAUGUGGGUUGGGAGGAGAUGAAAAGAGUCAGAGAGUCUCAAGGUUGGUCUCAGUUGUGAAAAGAAAUAAUAUAUAUGUACAUAUAUAGUCCACAGUUACUUCCUGAGGUACAGGGGAACUGCUUUCCUAGCUGUCUCUAGAAACCUGUUUAUCUCAGAGAGUGAGUGUUGAGGUGAUGGCUUUGUGACUUUAACAGUGCCCUCCAGCCAAGGACACAGCAAGUGUCCUGCACACCUAGUGGCAUCCUUUGCUCCAUUAAACCAGCUGCCAGCCAGGGAAUCCUGUCUUCAGGAGUGCUGAUGACCCCAAAGGUGCUGCAUUUGCAGCAGGCAGAACAUGAGUCAAAUUUGGUUCUCGCCGCAGUUGGCCCCCAGCCCUCUUCCACUGCAUGCUUUGGGGUGAUAGGAAGAGCACAGUGAGACUCCCAUGCAGGCUCUCUUGGUGUGUGAGCCUUGAGGGAGACACCAUUGCCAGUUGCUAAAUCUUUGGAGAAGCCUAAAAUGUUUUUGGAUCAAAAAUAAUUUCACAAGCCGGGCGUGGUGGCACACCCCUUUAAUCCCAGCACUCAGGAGGCAGAGGUAGGAGGAUCGCUGUGAGUUCGAGGCCACCCUGAGACUCCAUAGUGAAUUCCAGGUCAGCCUGGGCUCGAAUGGGACCCUACCUCUAAAAGAAAAAAUAAUUUCACAAUAACCCAGUUAGUCACCCUGCUUUAAUCUUAAUGAGUAUGACACACGAAGGCAUCUUACAGAGUAAGUGUAAAUGUGCCAGAACGCUGGAGCUGCACUCCAUGGCAGUCCCGUGCUAGGAACCCCACAUGGCGCUGUGCGGUCGAGGACGUGGCAGAGUUACCAUUCAGCUUCCUGAGGACUCUGUUCAAGUUGCUCAGUAUUAGGGAGAAAGCUGGCAGUCUGCGUUUUGUAAACUAUCCCUGUUUUGUUUUUUCUUGAGAUUUUGUUAUCAGCCACUUUCUGAAAUGGCACAAAGCUGUGCAGCAGGGCUCUGUACACGUCAUUUCCUUCGAGGAAGUCAGUGUGCAGUACUGCAGCAACCCAAAGUGAUCUGCUCUCAGUACCAACGUGGGUGUGAGCGAGACUCACGCCUCUGUACAAGAAGCAGAGCACUGAACUGUUGUCCUUUGUGAUUUUCGGCAAGAAAUGUUUCCUGUAGGGUAUGUGUACUUUCUCUGCCUUCCUGUUUCCUUUCAGAGAAGUCUCUUGUACAUGACAGACUGUGAAAUGGGUUGCCAAACACUACUGCCCUCCCUAGAUGCCUCCCACACCACAGCGUCUGUCCCCACCUGCUCCCCCUCCCCAGAGCCAGGACCACACCCACGGAUGUGACUACCAUUCGCUUGCUAUUAAAGAGCCUGCCAAGC